Diospyros lotus (date-plum) is the source of this 3652-nucleotide messenger RNA. RefSeq names its product protein STABILIZED1. Gene Ontology annotation, molecular function: protein binding. The record is from RefSeq and is a predicted model, not a curated record. Gene Ontology annotation, cellular component: catalytic step 2 spliceosome; U4/U6 x U5 tri-snRNP complex. Gene Ontology annotation, biological process: spliceosomal tri-snRNP complex assembly; mRNA splicing, via spliceosome; positive regulation of miRNA metabolic process. The transcript has a single exon. Bases 163 to 3225 code for a protein of 1020 amino acids. Lineage: Eukaryota; Viridiplantae; Streptophyta; Magnoliopsida; Ericales; Ebenaceae.
UCUUAGUCUCUGCUGUGCGGCUGUGCGGGUGAGGAGAAGGCAAAUGCUCUCGAGAUUCGUCUUCAAUCCAGGAUUCAGGUACUUCUUCAAAACCCUAGUUUCGUAGUUCUCAGUUACAGAAAGAAAUACAUCGAGUUAUCACAUCGCCAGACAAGCAAAAGCAUGGUGUUCAUCAAGUCCGUAGACAACAAAACCCUAGUUCUAGAUCUAGACCCCAACACGACCUCACUCCAUGCCCUACACCGCCAAAUCGAGCACAAAUCAGGCGUUCCGGUGAGCCUGCAACGCCUGUUCUUAUCCUCUCGAAGGUUAAUCGCCGGGGACGGAGCAACAUCGAUUUCCGGCCUAGGCGUGGGGCCCAAUUCGACCCUUGCCCUACACAUACCGCUUUACGGAGGGAUGCAAGCCCCGGUACCGCCGAAGACUAGGUUGGAUUUCCUCAACACGAAGCCCCCGGCAAAUUACGUGGCCGGAUUGGGGCGUGGUGCCACCGGGUUCACGACCCGGUCGGAUAUUGGUCCGGCCCGUGCUGCUCCUGAUCUCCCGGACCGGUCGGCCACCACUAUUGGCGGUGCGGGGGUGGGUCGUGGGAGGGGGAAAGGUCCUGGUGAGGAAGAGGAAGAGGAGGAGGGCGAUGAUAAGGGAUAUGAUGAGAAUCAGAAGUUUGAUGAGUUUGAGGGCAAUGAUGUCGGGUUGUUUGCAUCGGCAGAGUAUGAUGAGGAUGAUAAGGAGGCUGAUGCAGUGUGGGAGGCUAUUGAUAAGAGAAUGGAUUCAAGGAGGAAGGAUAGGAGGGAGGCCAGGUUGAAGCAGGAGAUUGAAAAGUAUCGAGCUUCUAACCCAAAGAUUACGGAGCAGUUUGCUGAUUUGAAAAGGAAGUUGUAUACAUUGUCUGUGCAGGAGUGGGAUAGUAUUCCUGAAAUCGGUGAUUAUUCCUUGAGGAAUAAGAAGAAGAGGUUUGAGAGUUUCGUGCCUGUUCCUGAUACUCUUCUUGAGAAGGCUCGGCAAGAAAAAGAACAUGUUACAGCAUUGGAUCCAAAGAGUAGAGCAGUAGGAGGAACAGAGACUCCUUGGGCACAGACACCAGUUACAGAUUUGACUGCAGUUGGUGAGGGCAGAGGGACUGUUCUGUCACUGAAGUUGGACAGGCUUUCAGAUUCUGUUUCGGGGUUAACUGUGGUUGAUCCGAAGGGGUACUUAACUGAUCUUAAAAGUAUGAAGAUUACUAGCGAUGCUGAGAUAUCAGAUAUUAAGAAGGCCAGGCUCUUGCUUAAGUCAGUUAUCCAGACAAAUCCAAAGCACCCACCAGGUUGGAUUGCUGCAGCAAGGUUGGAGGAAGUUGCAGGUAAGAUUCAAGUAGCAAGGCAGUUGAUAAAGAAAGGUUGUGAGGAGUGUCCCAAGAAUGAGGAUGUGUGGCUGGAGGCAUGUCGCUUGGCUAGCCCUGAUGAAGCAAAAGCUGUGAUAGCGAGAGGAGUGAAGGCAAUUCCCAACUCUGUGAAGUUGUGGAUGCAGGCUGCAAAGUUGGAGCACGAUGAUGCAAAUAAGAGUAGGGUCUUGAGGAAAGGUCUUGAACACAUACCUGAUUCUGUGAGGCUCUGGAAGGCUGUUGUGGAGCUUGCUAAUGAGGAGGAUGCCAGGCUUUUGCUGCAAAGGGCUGUGGAAUGCUGUCCUUUGCAUGUGGAGUUGUGGCUUGCUCUUGCGAGGUUGGAAACUUAUGACAAUGCAAAGAGGGUUCUCAAUAGGGCAAGGGAGAGGCUCCCGAAGGAGCCAGCGAUCUGGAUUACUGCUGCGAAAUUGGAAGAAGCUAAUGGUAAUACUGCUAUGGUUGGAAAAAUUAUAGAAAGGGGUAUUAGGGCUUUGCAAAGGGAAGGAGUGGUGAUUGACAGAGAAGCUUGGAUGAAAGAAGCUGAGGCUGCAGAGCGAGCAGGUUCUGUUGCCACUUGUCAGGCUAUUGUUAAUAACACCGUUGGGAUUGGAGUGGAGGAGGAAGAUCGGAAAAGAACUUGGGUUGCUGAUGCAGAGGAAUGCAAGAAAAGGGGUUCAAUUGAGACAGCCAGAGCAAUCUAUGCUCAUGCACUUACUGUUUUCUUAACCAAGAAGAGUAUUUGGCUAAAAGCAGCACAACUUGAAAAGAGUCACGGGACAAGGGAAUCCCUGGAUGCUCUACUUCGUAGAGCAGUAACUUACCGGCCACAGGCUGAAGUUCUGUGGUUGAUGGGUGCCAAAGAAAAGUGGCUUGCUGGUGAUGUGCCUGCAGCUCGAGCAAUUCUUAAAGAAGCUUAUGCUGCCAUUCCUAACUCAGAGGAGAUCUGGCUUGCUGCUUUCAAGCUUGAGUUUGAGAACCAUGAGCCUGAGAGAGCAAGAAUGCUUCUAGCUAAAGCUCGUGAAAGUGGAGGUACAGAGAGAGUAUGGAUGAAGUCUACCAUUGUUGAGAGGGAAUUAGGAAAUACCGAGGAGGAGAGGAGGAUACUUGAUGAGGGACUGAAGCGCUUCCCCUCAUUUUUCAAACUUUGGUUGAUGCUUGGGCAGUUGGAGGAACGCCUUGGGAACUUAGAACAGUCUAAGGAAGUUUAUGAGUCAGGUUUGAAGCACUGCCCUAGCUGUAUUCCCCUUUGGCUUUCCCUUGCUAACCUUGAAGAGAAGACAAAUGGUUUGAGUAAGGCUCGAGCAGUUAUGACAAUGGCCAGGAAGAAGAAUCCUCAGAACCCUGAACUCUGGCUUGCUGCAGUUCGGGCUGAAUCCAGGCAUGGCUACAAGAAGGAGGCAGAUAUUCUGAUGGCAAAGGCGUUGCAGGAAUGCCCCAAUAGUGGCAUUCUUUGGGCAGCUUCAAUUGAGAUGGUUCCUCGUCCACAACGAAAAACCAAGAGCAUAGAUGCACUCAAGAAAUGUGACCAUGAUCCGCAUGUCAUUGCUGCAGUAGCUAAACUAUUUUGGCAUGAUAGGAAGGUAGACAAAGCAAGAAGUUGGCUUAACAGGGCUGUGACUCUAGCGCCAGACAUAGGGGAUUUCUGGGCAUUAUACCAUAAAUUUGAACUUCAACAUGGAACAGAGGAGAACCAAAGGGAUGUUUUGAAGAGAUGUAUUGCUGCUGAACCCAAGCAUGGUGAGAAAUGGCAAGCAAUAGCCAAGGCAGUGGAGAAUUCUCAUCAGCCAACAGAAGCUAUUUUGAAGAAAGUAGUUGUUGCGCUUGGAAAGGAAGAGAGUGCUGCUGAGAAUAGCAAACAAUAGUUACUGGUACUAUUGCAACCUUCAUCCAUUUAUUUGAGCGAAACAAGAAACAAGAAAUGUACUGUCAUUAGAAAAAAGUCUUGUCUGAUAAUGUUUUCUGUAACGUGUGAUUUCUCAUCAAAAUAGUAAAAUUUUAGUUUUGGUGUCAAAACCAUAAAUGACGUCCAAAUAUUUUUAGUAAAUUGGUUCUAUGUUUCGAUGUAAAAUAUUUUGUUUAAAUGAUAUGUUCCUCGAGCUUACGUGUUCAAUUUGGUUUCAAUGGGAAUGUUCUUUUGAUCUAGAGGGUGAUAAUUUGUUUAUUCAUCAUUCAGACCACUCAUUUUCGUUACUUGUCAAGAAACAAGUCCAUUGUCUGUCGCAAAAUUAUGCUCAAUCUCAUAUGUGGCACUGGCAAAAUAAAUAAACUUCCUCCUUGUAGUUCUCUGUA